GCGUCGGCCGCCAUCCUUGUCAAUCACACUAUAGACGACGUGUAUGGGGACAGUUCCACAGGUCUCUUCCCCAUAUACUCCCCUUCCGACAAAUGGGCGGUCGGCUCCAUGUGCACAACAUGCAGCAUCUUUCCCGGAAACCUUGGAUUCAACGGGCCCGGGUUAGCUGCCGCGGAGGUCGACGUCACACAAGCCUUCAUGCAAACCUGGCACGACUCCACAUAUCUCGGCGGGCCUCCCGUCAACGUCUCCGUGUAUUUCGUCGGACAGGCCGUCUACGUCUACAACAUCAUUGCAAACGCAGUCCCAGAUAUAACAACAAACACCAGCCUCGUAUUCGCCCUUGAUGGCACCGUUGUCGGUGCCUACACAUAUUCCCCCGACCCGGCCGGCCCCAAACUGUUAUAUAACGUGCCGGUCUACGUCAACUCUAGCCUACCACCUGGAGAACAUGUCCUCACAAUCUCGGCGGGGAGCACGGAAUGGUCUCUGAUAUUAUUCGACUAUAUCGUAUACACC
Messenger RNA from Trametes versicolor FP-101664 SS1, 519 nucleotides. RefSeq lists its product as uncharacterized. NCBI's taxonomy places the organism in Eukaryota, Fungi, Basidiomycota, Agaricomycetes, Polyporales, Polyporaceae. The record is from RefSeq and is a predicted model, not a curated record. The transcript has a single exon. The annotation marks the transcript as partial.